Molecule: messenger RNA, 1226 nt
Organism: Drosophila rhopaloa
Lineage: Eukaryota; Metazoa; Arthropoda; Insecta; Diptera; Drosophilidae
Product: UPF0676 protein C1494.01
Exons: 5
Coding region: 104-1099 (331 amino acids)
Molecular function (GO): dioxygenase activity
Source: RefSeq, a predicted model, not a curated record
AAGCGCGUGGUGUUCACAUCGUACUCGGUUUUUAGAGCUCUGACUUUUCAGACGCAAUCGUUCUCGUAUUUGAUUUACCUCCGCGGGUCUUAAUUUACUUAAAAUGAUAAAGAGCAAGAUAAGUGAGGACAAGUUGGAAACCCUUGUUUCGCGGAGCGCUGUGCCAAUCAUCGAUCUCGCCCAUUGCGGCAAGUCCCUUGUCAAUAGGGUUGGUCAGCAACUGCAUAAGGCUUUCACCGAGAAGGGAAUCGCUUUCCUGGUUAAUCAUGGAAUAGCCGAAGAUAAGAUUAAAGCUGUUUACGAUCAAUUCGACAACUUCUUGGAUCUGCCAGCUGAGGUUCAGGAUCGCUACAGGAGAAAGGAUGGCGUUAACUAUGGCUACGUUAGUCCUGGAAUGGAACGAUUCGAUGGAAGCACCCCAGAGCUCCGGCACGCCUACAAUAUUUGCAAACUGGAUGAUCAGAAUAUUCCGAGGGAGCCACUGCCAGAAUUUGCAGAGGAUAUUACUACACUGUGUCAGGACUUGAAGGCCAUGUCCACAUUUAUACUGAAGGCCAUGGAGGUGGCCUUGGAGAUUCCUCCGGCCUUCUUUAUCGACAAGCACUCCCAGAUGCUCGAAGGCGAUGAGGUCAACAUGAGCACCCUACGGAUGCUCUACUAUCCGGCGAUUGUGGAUGAUGAACCUGGUCAGAGUGAGGGUGCCAUACGGUGUGGUGCCCAUGUGGACUAUGGCACCUUCACCCUUCUCACUCAGGAUUCGGAAGGUGGCUUGGAGGUGCAAUUGCCUGGCAGCGAGAAGUGGGAACGAGUGGGCCAUCUACCAGGAGCCAUUCUCAUAAAUGGCGGGGAACUCCUGUCCAUCUGGACGAAGCAGCGAUACCACGCAUUGCCUCAUCGGGUCGUUAUACCUGAACAAGAUCAUAUACGAACCCGCGGCAGACAUUCCAUUGCCUAUUUUUGCCAUCCCAAUAACUCGACAAUGAUAUCUCCCAACGAUCUCUUGGCUGAAGAUGUCGAACAGAGUAAUGACAAAGUAUACAGCGCCUAUGAACUGAUACAGAAAAAGUUUAAUGACACCUACGGUCAGCGAUCUCAAUAAAUCAACGAAUCUGGGGCAAAACUUUAUUACAGCUAUAGACACAUGAAACUGGUAUAUUUAAUAAAGCAAUUUUACAACUGUAAUUUGUCCAAAUCUAAAUAAAUUAUGGCACUUUUAUUUCAUAAAA